Drosophila yakuba is the source of this 1034-nucleotide messenger RNA. RefSeq names its product serine/arginine-rich splicing factor 2 (gene SC35). The record is from RefSeq and is a predicted model, not a curated record. The coding region runs from base 91 to 675 and encodes 194 amino acids. NCBI's taxonomy places the organism in Eukaryota, Metazoa, Arthropoda, Insecta, Diptera, Drosophilidae. The transcript is spliced from 4 exons. Gene Ontology annotation, molecular function: RNA binding.
CAUUUUACAGAAAAGAAAAAAUCGCCUGGAGUUCAGAUCGCUUUUAGCAGUCGUGUGUUUUAAGCGGUAAAAUAAAUAUUCUUAUAAACAAUGAGCAACGGUGGCGGUGCCGGGGGACUGGGCGCAGCGCGUCCACCUCCACGAAUCGAUGGAAUGGUCUCGCUUAAGGUCGACAAUCUCACAUAUCGCACCACGCCGGAGGAUCUGCGUCGGGUCUUCGAGCGAUGCGGCGAGGUGGGGGACAUCUACAUACCCAGGGAUCGCUACACACGCGAGAGCCGCGGAUUCGCCUUUGUUCGCUUCUAUGACAAACGGGAUGCCGAGGACGCACUGGAGGCAAUGGAUGGUCGCAUGCUAGACGGUAGGGAGCUCCGUGUCCAAAUGGCCCGUUACGGUCGCCCCUCGUCGCCCACUCGCAGUUCCAGCGGUCGUCGAGGAGGAGGAGGCGGUGGAUCCGGUGGUCGUCGUCGUUCACGAUCUCGCUCUCCAAUGCGCCGUCGUUCGCGCAGUCCGCGUCGCCGCUCCUACUCCCGUUCCCGCUCGCCUGGUAGCCAUUCGCCGGAACGCCGAUCUAAGUUUUCGCGCAGUCCAGUACGCGGCGACAGCCGCAACGGAAUCGGAAGCGGGUCUGGCGGACUAGCCACAGCUGCGUCUCGUAGUCGCAGUCGCUCCUAGAUAUCGACGUAACGUUCCAACUUGUGGGAGUGCGAGAUGUGACUCGCUGACUAGGCCGGAUUCCGAAUUCUGUUCCGGAUCUGUGGCUCCAUCUGUGUCAUGCUGUACCCGAGCAGCAGGUAUACAAACCAUUAUACAGUCUUACACUUUACACAACUAUUUAUAGCGAACUAUUUUAAGUUGCGGCAGAGUAAAUAAGUAGAGAUCAGGCAUGAUUAUGUUCCGAGCGAGAUCCCCGCAACAUGGGCGAUCCCUCGAUGUCAGUUCUUGCACAUUAGGCUUUCACAUACUAAUUAGAGCGUAGUAGAAAUCCUUGAACAAAAUCAGAAACAGAACAUAAUAAACUUAAAUUAACACGG